UAAACUUCAUAUAGAUUUAAGGUCCUAGGUGAUGAAUAUUCAGCUGCUGAUUGUGGUCGUGUUUAUAGUGUUGCAGGCAACCUUUGAGGGUGGCACGGUGAAGCCAAGGAAGCUGAAGCGAAAAGCCACAGCACAGCAAAAGAAGCCAUUGAAGUUGGGUCAGGUGCUUGUCGUAUACACACCCAAAGAUUCAUGUAGUUGAUGAGGCACACACGCAAAAAACACGCAUAGCUUUUGAAUUUGGUGAGUAUUGACCUGACCCACUAGAUUUGCGUGUUCUCCAUUUAAAGUUCUACUUUAAAUUGCUUUUUAAAGAUGAGAUGCCAAUUGAUGAGUCAGAUGCUGCUAUUGGGGCUGUAGUAUGUAAUCAAUUAAUUUCCUGAAUUAUAUAUUCUGAUGUGAUAGAAACAGCCAUGUGCAGUCUGGCCACUGAAAAGAGUAGCAGGCACAUACAAUCCGUUAGAUGGAGGCAUUUCAUAUCAGAGUGAGUCAAUGAAGGCAAGUCAAUGGAGGCAUAUCAUAUCAGAGAUAAGCAUACUUGUGUUUCCAAAAGAAGAUAGAGAUGAAAACACUCUGCAUAUUCAUUGCAAUGGAAUGCAAUGCAAUCAGUGAACAAAUUCGAAAACAAUCAAAGAGCUAACAGCAAAGAAAUUCACUGUAAGAGCUGUUACAAUGCAAGAGAGUAAAAAUGAGUCCUCUUUUAGGUUCAACAAAAGAAGGUCUGAGGGAAAAAGUUGUAUUGAUAUGCCAAAUAAGAAUCCUCAGCAUAAAGUUCCCAAGCUUAACCCAACUAGUACUGUUUCAUAUGUCCAGAUUCUGGGUACUGGAAUGGAUACUCAGGACACUUCGCCUUCAGUCCUGCUCUUCGUUGACGAGCAAAGAUUUAUUUUUAAUGCUGGAGAGGGAUUGCAACGAUUCUCUACCGAGCAUAAGAUUAUAUUACCAAACGUAGAUCACAUAUUUCUUUCUCGUGUCUGCUCCGAGACAGCAGGGGGACUUCCAGGUCUUCUUUUCACUUUGGCCGAUUUUGGAGGGCUGUCUGUAAAUGUAUGGGGUCCUUCAGACCUCAAGUAUUUAGUUGAUGCAAUGAAGUCUUUCAUUCGACGUGAUGCUAUGGUUCACGCAAGGAGCUUUGGGACAUCUCCAUCCUCUGAUGCUACUCUAACUGAUUUAACAAAGUUAACCGACCCCCUUGUUCUUGUCAAUAAUGAGGUUGUUAAAAUAUCAGCCAUUCUCCUAAAACCAAAUUUCUCCGGAGGAUCAGCAGUAAAGCCCGGGGAGUUGUCUGUUAUAUAUGUUUGUGAAUUGCCUGAACUCAUGGGAAAAUUUGAUCCUGACAAAGCUAUGGCUCUAGGCUUGAGUUCUGGGCCAAAAUACGAUGACCUGAAAUCUGGGAAGUCAGUGCAGUCAGAUUGUGGCACCAUGAUUCAUCCAAGUGAUGUAAUGGGCCCGUCUGUUCCUGGUCCCAUUGUACUACUGGUUGACUGCCCAACAGAAGCCCACGUAUUGGAGUUGUUGUCUGUGGAAUCUCUCAGUAGUUACUAUGCAGAUUGCUCAACAAAAUGUGCCAAGACUGUGAAUUGUAUCAUUCAUUUAAGUCCUACUUCUGUCACAGGCACCCCUAAUUACCAGAUAUGCAUGAAGAGGUUUGGUUCAGCCCAACAUAUUAUGGCUGGACAUGAAAUGAAGAAUGCAGAGGUUCCAAUUCUAAAAUCCAAUGCAAGAUUAUCCUCCGAACUUAUUAUCUGUGUCCACAUUAUUCCACUGCAGAGUUUUUCUGAGAUUGUAGAUGCUUGCGCAACAUGUCAGCCAGAUCUGGAAAGUGCCUCCCGAAACAAACGAGGUGAUAUCUCAUUGCUGAAAAUGAAAGUGGAUGGAAUCGGAGUUCCAGUUGUUAUGGAAAAUGUAGGAAAGCGACCUGGAGAUGAUUGUGGAAAUGAACCCUGGGCCAAAACUGAGAAGAAGGUACAACUUCGAAACUGUUACGACAUGUUCCAACCUCUGCUAGCAAGAUACGUAUGGAGGGUGCUGACAGUGCUGUGGGAAUCUAAGCUGCAUUUGGAUUUCGCAUUUCAUGCUGAUCACCAUGCUGGUUUGGCAACCUAUGAGGAUGGCCAGGUGUAUGAUUCUGUAGCUAAAACCGACAGCACACAAAGGAAGCCAUUGAAGUCGGGGAACCCUGGGACAACUGAGAAGAAGAUACGGUAUAGAGGUGCUGACAGUGCUGUGAGGAAUCUAAGGUGCAUUUGGAUUUCUCAUAUUCAGCUGCUCACCAGGCUGGCUUUGGCAAGAAUACUUGCUCUACGACAUGACUUGUUAAAGGCAACCUAUGAGGAUGGCCAGGUGGAGGAUGCUGUAGCUAAAAAACACAGCACAACAAAGGAAGCCAUUGAAGUCGGGUCAGGUGCUUAUCGGAUUGUUCUCACCACUUACGCCAAAGACAUCCAAAGAUUCCUGCAGUUGAUGAUGCAGCAUGCAUAA
Pistacia vera is the source of this 2481-nucleotide messenger RNA. RefSeq names its product tRNase Z TRZ3, mitochondrial-like. Gene Ontology annotation, molecular function: 3'-tRNA processing endoribonuclease activity. Lineage: Eukaryota; Viridiplantae; Streptophyta; Magnoliopsida; Sapindales; Anacardiaceae. Bases 673 to 2481 code for a protein of 602 amino acids. The record is from RefSeq and is a predicted model, not a curated record. The transcript has 17 exons. Gene Ontology annotation, cellular component: mitochondrion. Gene Ontology annotation, biological process: mitochondrial tRNA 3'-end processing.